Aethalodelphis obliquidens (Pacific white-sided dolphin) is the source of this 2729-nucleotide messenger RNA. RefSeq names its product TAFA chemokine like family member 1 (gene TAFA1). The transcript has 12 exons. Gene Ontology annotation, biological process: neuroblast differentiation; regulation of neuroblast proliferation. NCBI's taxonomy places the organism in Eukaryota, Metazoa, Chordata, Mammalia, Artiodactyla, Delphinidae. The record is from RefSeq and is a predicted model, not a curated record. The coding region runs from base 1216 to 1623 and encodes 135 amino acids. Gene Ontology annotation, molecular function: receptor ligand activity.
GCGCCCCUGAGGGGCCACUUUCUAUAGCCCUGCGUCCCCCACCGCGACUCCCACCUCGGCCCCAAGUUCACUUUCAGCCUUCAGAGGCCCCGUGGCCUCCUCACCGUGCUACCCCGGCUCACCAUGCGAGCAAAAACACAUCCCGAGCCCUACGGUCGUGGGGCUUAAACUACGCUGGGGCGACAGGCCAGUGGACUUUGGCCGGUGCCGUGAGUGCUCUGAGGACCGGCCCACGGAGCUGACGCCAAGUAAGGGAGGCCUCUGGUCUGGUCCUUGGGCCCCAGAGGCUCGCCUAGGGAAACGAUAUUUGAGCUGAGCCUUGAGGGACUACGGGAGAAGCAAGUGGGUCUGAUGAGGUCGGUGGAUCCCCUCUACACCUGAGAAGCUCUUUGAGGUCUAGGAUCCAACAAAGAGUUCUGCACUGUGCUUUGCUGAGAUAAGCACUGGGUUUUCAGUGAAACUGGAUUGGAUUCAAAUCUCACCUCUGCCUUCUGUGAAUCUGUGACCUGAGGAACUACCUAGGUCAUACAGUGAUAUUCUUAAGAUGGCCUUGUAGAAACUCAGCAACUGACAGCAAUGGCCCAAGAGUCCUGCAGAUCUGAAGUUAGCAUCCAGAAAUGGUGACCCUUCUAAAACCACUCUCAUUCGAAGGCUCAAUGAUCUCAUCUUUGAAGAUAAGAAGAGGUGGGAUCUCUGGUGACUCGAUUGAAGUCCUCCCUGCCCCCCGAAACCUGCAGAGUACAGAGCUUUUGGAAUAUACACCACCCUGAUAUCAAAGGAAGGAGCCCUGUUGGAGGAAUUGACAUUUCCCCUCUCAUCUCUGGGUUAAUGGAAAGACCUGUAUUCAAAGUCCAGGCACAAAAUAAUACAGGCAUUUACUGGCCAGGUGGGAAUUCGCCAAAACAGAAGCCUGGAUUGGACUGUCAAAGUGACAUCAUGGGAUAAAAGAGAUGGAGCCGUGAAAACAAGAUGAGCCAGAGAUCUGCAAAUGUGAAACACCUGCCCAGAUCAAGAGAAAAAAGUCUUCGUUCAUUGAAACAGGACCAAACGUACACUAUGCUUUGUCAUCACAUGGUUUGCUCAUUACCUUUCAAGUCCUAGCUCAAAGCUCCCCACUCCAAAGGGCCACCUGGACACUGCCUCAGGAGAUUCCAGGAAAGUAAAGGUUGUUUCUCUUCACGUCUGUAUCCUCAGCUCUGUGAUCAUGCUCAGCACAUGAGAAUGGCAAUGGUCUCUGCGAUGCCCUGGGUCCUGUAUUUGUGGAUAAGUGCUUGUGCGAUGCUGCUCUGCCAUGGAUCCCUUCAGCACACUUUCCAGCACCAUCACCUGCGCAGACCAGAAGGAGGGACAUGUGAAGUGAUCGCUGCGCACAGAUGUUGUAAUAAGAACCGCAUUGAGGAGCGAUCGCAAACAGUCAAGUGUUCCUGUCUACCUGGGAAAGUGGCUGGAACAACAAGAAACCGACCUUCCUGUGUCGAUGCCUCCAUAGUGAUUGGGAAAUGGUGGUGUGAGAUGGAACCUUGUCUAGAAGGAGAAGAGUGUAAGACACUCCCUGAUAAUUCCGGAUGGAUGUGUGCUACAGGCAAUAAAAUCAAGACCACAAGAAUUCACCCAAGAACCUAACGGAAGCAUUUGUUAUAGUAAUAAAGGAAAACCUACUCUGUGGAAAAUACAUUUUAAGAAUUUAAAACAUCUUAUACGUUAGAAGCCAAAUGGAUUUCUUAUUUGCACUUUGACUGAUUACCAGAUAAUCACAGUGCUUUUACUGUGUGUCACGAAGUCUCCUAGAGUGAGAAGACCCGGAGUUUUGGGCAACACCAUGGAAAGUGGGUUAAGGAAAAAAAGGGUUUUCUCAAUGCAAAUUUUUGGGAUCACAAAGAAAGAUCAACUGUCUUCUCAUUUGGAUCUAUAGUUCCUUUGUACCAUUUGAAAUAUAUGUAUAUAUAUAAUAUUUUGAAAUAUUAUAUAUUCUCUUCAAAAAAUGAACUGUACCACAGUUUGAGGCGGCUGGUGUACCUCUUUGAGUUUUGGAUGUUUUGUUUUGUUUUGUUGUCAUUUCUUUUUCUAUCGGCAAGGAAAUCACGUGCCCUUUUGAGAGGUCGGCAUGGCACUCACACUGGAAGGCCAGCUACAGGUGGACUCCUGGAAUCUGAGAGAUCAGAACGAUACUGAGUCAAAAGCUUCCUUCUCUUUCUACUAGAUGGCCCAAGGAAGCACAUCGUCCUGUUUUAUUGUUCUCUACCCUGUGCAAUGUUAGCAUGCAAGCUUGGCUUACAUAACCAUACUUUAUAUUCAAGUGGUAUAUAAUAACCGUUCUAACCUCUUCCAGGAAAAUAUUUUUAGAACUACUAGCUUUUCCACAGAUAAGAAAAAUGAGGAUUCUUGAGGGAGCCGCUCCACCAUGCUAUUAAGACUCUGGCAGAGUGAUGGUCAUAUGUGGAUCCCUGUAUUAAGUUCUGUAAAUACAAUGUCUUAAGGCUUUGUAUAGCUGUCCUAGACUGAAGAAAUGUCCUCUGAUUAAAUCCAAAGUCUGACAUCAUUAAUUACAUAGUGCUGUAGCAACAAGUCUUAUCACAGCACAUCUUUCUAUAUUUGAUUUGCUUUUUCCAAGAGUGUUCAGAUCUCUUCUGGUGAGAUGGGAAGACCAUUAAAGAAAUUAGGUUUCAGAAUGACCCUUGUGACCAAAUGUUGGACAGCCCUAUUAAAGUGGUAAAUAACUGCUUUCUAAA